AUGUGUAAUCCAAUCCGAUGCAAGGGUCUUAGGUGCAGUUUCACAUUUUAUCAGUUGUCUCACGGUGCAAAUGUCAACAUAUUUAUAUAUUUUGUGCUUGCUGGACUCUUUAAAAGCAAAUUUUGUGAACUUUGGCAGAUUCUGAAGCCUUGCGUCCCCGAGGCGGCUUGUUUUCCUGAAUAUUUUGCCCUCCAGAGUGGCUCUUGCAUACUUGCGUUGGGUGGUGCUCCAAGCUCAUGGGCCAAGCUGUUGAUGACCAUUGCUACAAUGUUGGCCUUGGUGAACCAACUGGUGCUUGGACCGAGAACUGCUCAACUCAUGGUCAAGCUCUAUGACACUUCCACCGGAAGUGCAGACCAGCCUUUGCUGGAUGGGAGUUCUGAUGUGAAGAAGACAUUUGGCAUGGUACAUGGCAUAUCUAUGCUGCUGGAUCUCCUGAACUUGUUUGCAGUAUUUGCCUACCUUUGCAUGGUGGCUGGGUAA
This is a messenger RNA of Durusdinium trenchii, 483 nucleotides long. NCBI's taxonomy places the organism in Eukaryota, Dinophyceae, Suessiales, Symbiodiniaceae. The record is from the annotation of a GenBank genome assembly.